AUGUUCGGCGCGUGUGUGACCCGCAUCCCGUCCAUCGGCGAACUGCACCUGCGUGGCGACAUGCGCAGCCUCUCCGUCGUGGCCGCGGCGACGGUGUGCUCGUUCCUGCCGCUCUCAGCCUCGCACAUGAUCUCAUUGAUGAUCGGCGUGGCGCUGUUCAUGUUGGCGCAGGCCUUGCAGCCCAGCGUGGACCGCGCUCCCAAGCUUGCGCCGAAGCCUGGCCGACUGGAAGCCCAGAGGACGCCCAAGGGAAAGCCCGACGGCAGCCCCAAGUCUCAGCUGCGCAAGCCCAACGGACGGCAGCGCCACCAGGACCCCCCGAAGGCGGCGGACAAGGCGGACCCGCCGCAGAAGGUCGAGGUCUGGAAGCCCAGCGUCGCGCCAGUGCAGGCCCCCACGUUCAGCGGCCAGGGCUGGGAGGCCGAGAGCGAGGAGCUGCUCCUGCAGAUGACGCCGACCGCCGAAACGAACGAGGCCGUGGCCGAGAUCGCGCUGGCCGUGAAGAGGGUGGUGGCCCCCCUGCUGCCUGGAGCUGAGGUCACGGGCUUCGUCGGCGCCAGCCUCUCCAGCGGCAAGGCCUUUGGCGUGGCGGUGCCGGAGGUCGACAUCGUCAUCAGCGCCACGCCGGAGUCCAUGGCCGCGCGCGCCGGCAGCCGCUCGCCGGGGAAGCAGGGCGGCGGCGAGAAGACCCCGCUGCAGCUCCGCAAGUCCACGGUGAGAGCGUGCACGGACCGCUUGGUGUCGGAGGCGGGCUUCAGGUUCCGGCGCUCGGCGUUCCGCGGCGAGGAGCCCAAGGUGGUUGUCAUCUCGCCGCAGACGCUCCACUCCGUGCCCAUGAGCCUCUCCGUGAACACGGUCACCCCCGUGUACACUGCCGCCCUGCUCGCCGAGUGCGUGCGCCUGGAGCCGCGCACGCAGGGCGUCGUGCUGCUCGUCAAGCGCUGGGCCAAGGACCGCGGCCUCUGCCACGUCGCUCGGGGCCACUUCUCGCUGUACGCGUGGACGCUGCUCUCCGUGUACUUCCUCCAGGCUGGCGAGGAGGGCCUGCUGCCACCGCUGCGGACCGAGAGGACCUCGACGGGUCUGGCGGUUCACGGUCAGGCGCCUACAGAGCGGGGCCCCCCGCGCGGCGACGCGACCGUGGGCGAUUUGUUGAGGGCCUUCUUCCGCUUCUACGGCAGCCAGUUCGACUGGCGCACGGAGGCCGUGUCCGUGCGCGCCGGCAGGCGCGGGGCCCCGGACGCCAGGCUACCACUCCACAUCAUCUGCGACGAGGAGGGGCAGGCGCCACUGGCGGGACCGAGCGUCGAGGACCCGUUCGACGUCAACGUCAACUUGGGCACGUGCAUGACGUCGGCCAGUUUGCAGCACCUGCGCCAGGAGUUCGAGCGCGCGGAGCGCAUCUGCGCCGGGGGCGCCUCGCUCGCGGAGCUGCUGCAGCCCUGGGCCCCGCAGGCCGAGGGCGGCGCCGAGGGCGCCGCCUCCGCGGAGUGA
This is a messenger RNA of Prorocentrum cordatum, 1494 nucleotides long. NCBI's taxonomy places the organism in Eukaryota, Dinophyceae, Prorocentrales, Prorocentraceae. The record is from the annotation of a GenBank genome assembly.